CCCCGCCCUGCUCUUCCCGCCGGUCGUUGGCGGAGGCCGCGCCGAUGAAGCCGGCUCAGGAUCCAGCAGUGGUGGCAGAAAUGCUUAUGGACCCUGUGCAGCAGUGCCGUGUGGUCUUGGAGGACGUGGCCAUCUGUUUCUCCCAGGAAGAGUGGGGCCUCCUUGACGAAGCUCAGCGAUUUCUGUACCACGCCGUGAUGCUGGAGACCUGCGCGCUUCUGUCCUCCGUGGGUUGCUGGCACGGAGCCCAGGACGAGGAGUCCCCUUCAGAGCAAGGUGAUUCUGUAGGAGAGUCACAGGUCAGGACUUUAAAACCAGGCCCACCCACCCAGAAGUCCCAGCCCUGGGAGAUGUGUGGCCCACUCUGGAAAGACCUUUUGCGCUUGGCUGAGCAUGAUGGAAUGAACCCUGACCAAGAGCUAUCUGUUCGUGGGGCAGACCUGCACCGGCACCAAAAGGAGCAGAUUGAAGACAGAUUUUCCAGAAGGGAUGAGGGGAGUCCUUCCUUUCCAGUGAAUGACAGCGUUCGCGUGGCAGAGAGUAGCUUCACAUGCAGCAAAGGCAGGGAGGACUUCCCAGCCAGCACGGGCCUUCUCCAGCACCUGGCCCCUCACCAUGCACUGAAACCAGACAGGGACACUGAGCAUGGGGAGACCUUUGAAGCUGGACAAAAUGAUUACAAGUGCACUCAGUGUGGGAAAGCCUUCAGCCAAAAACAGGUCCUUGCUGAGCACCAGAAAAUCCACACUGGAGUAAGACCUUACGAAUGCGGCAAAUGUGGGAUGGCCUUCGUUAGAAAAUUUCACCUUGUUCAGCACCAGAAAAUUCACACUGGAGAAAGGCCUUUUAAGUGCAAUGAAUGUGGGAAAUUCUUUAGGUACAACUCCACGCUCGUUAGUCACCAGAGAGUUCACAAUGGAUUAAGCCCUUACGAGUGUAGCAAAUGUGGGGAGUUCUUUAAGUACAAUGCCAACUUCAUGAAACAUCAGAGAAUCCACGACGGAGAAAGGCCUUACGAAUGCAGAGAAUGUGGGAAAUUCUUCAGGUACAACUAUCGGUUGAUACGACACGAGAGAGUUCAUACUGGAGAAAGGCCUUAUGAAUGCAGCGAAUGUGGGAAAUUUUUCAGGUACAGCUCCACAUUCAUUAGACACCAGAGAGUUCACACUGCAGAAAAGCCUUAUGAGUGCAGUGAAUGUGGAAAAUUCUUUAGGUACAAUUCCACACUCAUUAAACAUCAGAGAGUUCACACUGGAGAAAGGCCUUAUGAGUGCAGCGAGUGUGGGAAGUUCUUUAGGUACACCUCCACACUCAUUAGACAUCAGAGAGUUCACACUGGUGAAAGGCCCUAUGAGUGCAGCUUAUGUGGCGAAUUCUUUAGGUACAAGUCCAAGCUCAUUAAGCAUUGGCAGAGUCACACUGGAGAGAGGCCUUAUGAGUGCAGCGAAUGCGGGAAAUCCUUUAGGUAUCACUGCAGACUCAUUAGACAUAAGAGAGUUCACACCGGAGAAAGGCCUUAUGAGUGCAGUGUCUGCGGGAAAUUCUUCCGGUAUAACUCCAACCUUAUUAAACAUUGGAGAAAUCACACUGGAGAGAGGCCUUACGAGUGCAGCGAAUGUGGGAAAGCCUUUAGCCACAAGCAUAUACUUGUUGAGCAUCAGAAAAUCCACACUGGGGAAAGGCCCUAUGAGUGCAGCAAAUGUCAGAAGGCCUUCAUUAGAAAGUCCCACCUCGUUCAUCACCAGAAAAUCCACAGUGAAAACAGGUCUGUGAGCACCAUAAAUAUGGGGAAAUCUUGAGAUACAACUUGAAGCCACUGACCAGAGAAUUCCAUUGGCAAAGAAACUCAGGAGUGCAGAGAAGAGGGUGAAGCUUUAGGCACUGCUCUAAACUCAGUACCCAGAGGAGCACCUUACAAGGACAGCGGAUGUGCAGCAUGGUUUUGGUACAGCUCGCCACUCAUUAGGCAUCAAGAGGUCACGGGAGGAAGGCCUUCUGAGGGCCAUCAGUGCGCAGCCUUAGCACAACUCCAGCCUCAUUACACAUCAGAGAAUUCACGAUGGAAAAAGACCCUAUUUGUGCAGCAGAUAGAGGCCUUUGUUCAUCUCAAACUCCAACCUUUUUCUGCACCAAGAAGUUCACACCGCGCCAGAGAGCAUUGCAGAGGGGGAAAGACUUCAGCCAAAUAACCUGCUCUGACCUGUCCCUGGGACCUGCUGAAAGACACUUCUUCAUUUCACAUUUAUGUUGGGGCAAAGUGCAUGUAGCAGUUUACCCUGUCUUUGAGUCGCACAGUUUAGUAGUUUCAAAAAUUCACAUAUUUAUGCAACUAAUUUCCAGAAUUCCCUUCAUCUGGCAAAACUGAAGCUGUACCCAUGGAACAGCUCCUCCUGCCCCCUCCUGACCACCCCCGGAAGCUGUAGUUUUACACCCGGUC
Molecule: messenger RNA, 2437 nt
Organism: Lontra canadensis (Northern American river otter)
Lineage: Eukaryota; Metazoa; Chordata; Mammalia; Carnivora; Mustelidae
Product: zinc finger protein 548-like
Exons: 4
Coding region: 45-1799 (584 amino acids)
Biological process (GO): negative regulation of transcription by RNA polymerase II
Molecular function (GO): DNA-binding transcription repressor activity, RNA polymerase II-specific
Source: RefSeq, a predicted model, not a curated record